UUGAAUGAUCAUUUUUAUAAAUUUUAUGAUGAAUUAUUUUGCAGUAACGGAGAACGAUACGUUGCUUCUGAUGAACGUCUUGGACCAGUCGGAAGUGAAUCGGAAACUUCAUCUCAAGCACAAUAUGACACAAAUUCACAAACUUCUGUUCCAACUCGAUUUUACACAUACAGUACUCUUCCGACAUCAUCAUACAAGGUAUCAGCAACAGUUGGACCAAUUAGUGAAAGUAAUUCAGCCAUCGAUGUACGACAACUGGAAACAUCAAGUAGUAUGCCUAAAUUACCUUUGAAAAAAGUUUCUUCGUUUCCAGAUCCACCACCUAAUUUUAUUCUCAAUAAAGAAAUGGCAAUAGAAUACGAUAAAAAUGGUCGUCGACAUUACAUUCCGAAGGAUAUUUCACGUUCAGCGUCACGUGAUAUACAUGAAGACAUUGAUUUGGUUGCAAAAAGUCAUUCAAAUGUGAACGGAGAUGACGAUACAUUAAAUGCAGAGCUGUGUCCAAGAAGGAGCAGUUCAGGCACAAAUAUAUUAUAUAAUAUACGUCGAGUGGAGUUAGCACGUGGUGCACAGCCAUCUGUACGCUUAUUGGCAAAAGCAUUCGAAACAAUGGAAUCAAAUACGUCAAAAGGUUCCUCAAAUUCCAAGCGUUCCUUAUUUGGUAUACGUAAAUCACGUUCAGUUGAGACGACUGAAACGGCAAAAGACAGUGUCGUCAAAAGCGUUUUACCACCUGGCACCCCUGGGCAUGUAGCAGUAACUGUACUUGGUCGAAAUACAUCACUUAGCCAAAUCGAAGAGUUAAUGGGUAGUCAAUCACCAUUUGGUACCAUCCCACGCGGAAGUCGAAAUCUAUUCAGAAAUAUGGGAACGAAAUUAAUAGAGCGAGUACGAAGAAGUUUGAGUAGAUCAAAUUCUAAAUGUCGCAGUAGAGAUCUAUCAGUUGAAAGCAAUCGAAGUGGACAAAAGAAUUGUGAAAAACAGAACGCUGAGUUACUUCCAGAUUCUACUGGAAACAUAGCUAAAAAUGAGGCAAUGAAAUUUUGA
Messenger RNA from Thelazia callipaeda (thelaziosis nematode), 1047 nucleotides. NCBI's taxonomy places the organism in Eukaryota, Metazoa, Nematoda, Chromadorea, Rhabditida, Thelaziidae. The record is from the annotation of a GenBank genome assembly.